This is a messenger RNA of Xylona heveae TC161, 228 nucleotides long. RefSeq lists its product as hypothetical. The transcript has 4 exons. Bases 1 to 228 code for a protein of 75 amino acids. Gene Ontology annotation, cellular component: mitochondrion. Lineage: Eukaryota; Fungi; Ascomycota; Xylonomycetes; Xylonales; Xylonaceae. The record is from RefSeq and is a predicted model, not a curated record.
AUGGCAGGCCACAAUCACAAUGUUCUUGCCCAGGACCCGGCGUUGGUGAAAUGGGCGGCAAUGGUUACCAACCGCCAUAAGUACUUUCGAUGGACCGGUCGAACGGCGUGGUUGACAUUUGUCUACGUUGCUGCUGUGCCGUCGAUUGUUUUAUAUCUUGGUUACAAGACAGACGGCAAAUACGAAAUGCGGGGCAAGCGACGAGGCGACAUUAUCUCUGAAUAUUAG